Messenger RNA from Bombus pyrosoma, 213 nucleotides. RefSeq names its product death-associated inhibitor of apoptosis 2-like. The record is from RefSeq and is a predicted model, not a curated record. The coding region runs from base 1 to 213 and encodes 70 amino acids. NCBI's taxonomy places the organism in Eukaryota, Metazoa, Arthropoda, Insecta, Hymenoptera, Apidae. The transcript is spliced from 2 exons.
AUGGAUCUGGUUAAAAAAAUUGCUGCUCUGGAGAAAGAAAAUCAAGCAUUGAAAGAUGCUCGUUUGUGUAAAGUUUGCGUCGAAGAACAAGCAUCAGUUACAUUUCUACCAUGUGGACAUCUAGCAACUUGCCAUAACUGUUCACAGGCUUUCACAAAAUGUAUAAUUUGCCGAAGUGAAAUUAGAGAUGUAACUCGUACAUUUUUGGCGUAA